CCUGCCAGUCACUGUGCAGAGCUGAUCGAUGGCAGGCGGCUGCAGCGAUCACCGAGCUAUCGAGCGCGCGGGAGCAGCGGCGGGUUACACCUUCUGCAGCGUUAGCAGCCUGGUGGAGGACCGCGAUGGCAGCUCAGAUGACUGAUGCUCAUCGACGGUUCCUGCAGGUCCUGAUGUCCCACGGGAUAAUGGAAGGAUCAGUGGCUAGGAAGUUACACCGACGCUGCUGUGAAAUCCAUAAAGUUUACUAUGCCCAUGACAAACUGGAUGAUUUCAUCAGCACUAUCAACAGGCACCUGCAGCCCCUGUUCAUGCAGGUCCGGAAGGGGCUGUCGGAGAGCGACGGGAGGGCACAUUAUGCCUUGGUGAAUUUGGCAGAAACUGAAAUAACUAAAAUGGCAUCUGACUAUGCAGAAAAUGAACUGGAACUGUUCAGAAAAACAAUGGACCUAAUAAUAUUUUCAGAAAAUGGCUUUGCCUCUUCUACAGAUAUUUUAAACUUGGCUGACCAACUUCAGACUAAGAAAAUGAAGAAGAAGGAAGCAGAACAGCUGCUGAAAGUUUUUGUGGAUGAUAAGUGGCUCUCUGAGAGAGAUGGAGAAUACACUCUGCAUACUCGCUGCAUCAUCGAGAUGGAACAGUACAUUCUCAGCAACUACCAAGAUGUGGCAAGGAAGUGCAACAUCUGUCACAGCCUUGCCAUCCAGAGCCAAAUGUGUGAAUCCUGUGGAAUUAGAAUGCAUUUGCCUUGUGUCAGAAAGUACUUCAGAGCUCAGACUGAACCACGCUGCCCUCAGUGCAACGAUUUCUGGCCUUUUGACACCUCAGGUACAAGUCCAGUAGACUCCCCCUCACCAUCCAAAACAGGGAGAGCAGAAAAGAGCUUCACUCUCGGCUCAAGAUGAUGCCAGUCAAAUUUCCCCACUCCUACAGUUUAGCCAGACCUUAAGAUGGCAUUCACUAGUAAGAGGGCAUUGUUCAGUGUGCCUGGUGUUCCCUGAAGUGUUAAUUAUCUCACAAUAAAACUAUCAUUACCUUCCUCUUCUCCUGCAGUUCCAUCUGCACAGUAUUUGAAGCUGCUUUGUGUAGAGUUCUUCACGCUCCAGGGCUG
This is a messenger RNA of Dryobates pubescens (Downy woodpecker), 1111 nucleotides long. RefSeq names its product NSE1 homolog, SMC5-SMC6 complex component (gene NSMCE1). Gene Ontology annotation, biological process: DNA damage tolerance; double-strand break repair via homologous recombination. The coding region runs from base 126 to 905 and encodes 259 amino acids. The transcript is spliced from 8 exons. Gene Ontology annotation, molecular function: ubiquitin-protein transferase activity. The record is from RefSeq and is a predicted model, not a curated record. Gene Ontology annotation, cellular component: Smc5-Smc6 complex; nucleus. NCBI's taxonomy places the organism in Eukaryota, Metazoa, Chordata, Aves, Piciformes, Picidae.